Priapulus caudatus is the source of this 2009-nucleotide messenger RNA. RefSeq names its product adhesion G protein-coupled receptor L1-like. The transcript is spliced from 5 exons. The coding region runs from base 1 to 330 and encodes 109 amino acids. Gene Ontology annotation, molecular function: carbohydrate binding. The record is from RefSeq and is a predicted model, not a curated record. Lineage: Eukaryota; Metazoa; Priapulida; Priapulimorpha; Priapulimorphida; Priapulidae.
AUGUCGAGCGUUGGCGCUGCUGUCAUCGUCUGCACAGCUGCUAAGCAAACAGAUGUAUGUGAGGAUAAGAUGGGGGUUCUGAUAUGUGGAGGCGGUCAGACCAUUCGUGUCAGGGAUGCCUGGUACGGUUCCACAAGAAAUAGCAACUGCAGAGGCGACACUGCUAGGUGCAACACCCUAGAGAAAGCUAAUAAAAGCAUCAUACGGGACCUGAAGGACCGCUGCAACAGGAAGUCAAUGUGUACCAUGAGACCAGGCAACGACUUGUGGGGCAGUGACCCCUGUCCAGGAACCCGCAAACUUCUACGCGUAGAUUACGAUUGCAAAUAAUUCGUCUGCCUCCAACCAGACGACAUUAUCAUGGACUGCCAACCAUCUUUUGCCGGUUCAGUAACUAAUACCAAGCCCAUGGAAAUAUUAAAUAAUCGGUUAUUUCUCUACUCGUACAUAGCUAAAUUAAAAUUAAACUAAAACCCCAUCUUUCUGUGAGAUCUUGAGCAAAAUCCCAACAACCAUGUAAAAUUUAUCAUCUAACUAUAACAUUAGGAGUGGAACAAAUAAAUCUCGUAAUAUCAAUGAUAUAAUGAUAUAUAUAUGAAUAUGAUUAUAAAAUAUAAAAGGUUUAGGAAAGUUGCUUGCCUACUACUGUGUCAUUACUGUUUGCUGGUAAACCUUUUUAAGUGUUAGACAAAUUGCGUACUCAUCCGCACAGUUAGGAAACGCACACACGCAAGCCUGCACAUUAGCACACGCUGCUAUAUAUGAAAGUGUACGCGAAUAACGUCUAUCACAUUGCUAUACUAUUAAACGGCAUUUCCAUACUGUAACAUAUAGUUAGAUCUGUGUUUGUGCUCACCCAAUGCUGUCUCUGUCAAGGGAAAUGUUAUUUGAUUGAAUUUACACACUUUAAGCACAGAUCACAUGCUCAUUAGUGGUGUGAUAUGAAAACUUCUAAUCAUAUUUUCUCGAUUUAAUCAUUAUUAUGAGCUUUUCUUUAAUAUUUUUGAUUAUGUAUUUUUAUAGAGAUGUACACAUUCGUAGACACAGUUGUUAUCAUUGUCAAGAUUCGAACACGACGUGUAUUUCGUUUAUAUCAUAUGCGAGAUGUACGGUAUAUCGAUGUGUUGUAAUUGACAGUAAUUAAAUAGAACGAGUAGGCCUACCAUUUACUUGAAAAUAAUUAUAGGCAUGUAUUAGUCAGAACAAUACAAUCUGUAUACACGCAGAGAAAUACACACAGUUCAGAACAGAGUAUAUAGUAAGACGUGUAGUAGUAAUACAUAAAUUGUUGAAUUGAAUUGUUCAUAUAAUUGUAUAUCAUUGCACAGUGCACUGCACACCUACUCACAUCGUGUGAGCCAUAGAAAGAGUAUCCUAUUUACUCUCUCUGUACUAUCAUAUGUGAUGAUGUACUCGUGAGUUUGAGAAAGCGCUACCAUCUAUAGCCGAAUUGAAUUCAUGUGUACCAUGGAUGUACAUACAUACAUCUAUUAUGUGUUCAAACAGUAAUACUUACACUAGCAAGACACCGCAGAUUUCAUUACGGGACGUCUGCGAUCUGGUACUACAUAAAUUAUGGUACCCGACUGAAGCUGUGUUACAUUUUCCCUUGCAAUGAUUCUCCUGUGUCUAUGAUAAUGAUGGCUAUAUCAGAAAGCCGCGACUAUUAAGGAUACUGUUAGGGUUACGGACGGGUACACUGUAAAAAGCAUUGCAACAUAACUGCUCAUCAAAUUCAAUCAAACUCAUAUCCAUUACAUAAGAAAGAUGUCUCUCUACGCUCUCGAUUUUUUUUAAUGCAUCGCUAAUUAACCAUGCGCAACAACAGCUCGAGAUGCCCGCGACAGCCUAUUCGUCGAAUCAUCCACAAACGCAAUAUUUAUAGGUAUAACAACUAAACUCGCGGGCACGUGUAUAUCUUUCGCGUGGAGACCCACAGGCACUUGGAGCGUUUCAAUACAAUAUUCAAUUAGCUAAUAUAAUGCUUAAAAUAAAUCCGAAAUCGCUAU